This is a messenger RNA of Saccoglossus kowalevskii, 2087 nucleotides long. RefSeq names its product cyclic AMP-dependent transcription factor ATF-6 alpha-like. The record is from RefSeq and is a predicted model, not a curated record. Gene Ontology annotation, cellular component: nucleus. Lineage: Eukaryota; Metazoa; Hemichordata; Enteropneusta; Harrimaniidae. Gene Ontology annotation, molecular function: RNA polymerase II cis-regulatory region sequence-specific DNA binding; DNA-binding transcription factor activity, RNA polymerase II-specific. Gene Ontology annotation, biological process: regulation of transcription by RNA polymerase II; endoplasmic reticulum unfolded protein response.
GAUACGUGUCGAUUCUGGUUGUGUUUUUAGGGAAAAUAUUGGAAUAUUCAAAGAUUCCAGGGCAAGUAUGACAUUGGACUUCGUCACAGAAGCAGACGAGAAGUUUUUUGCCGACAACUUGUUGUCACUGGACGAUUGGGGGGCAGAUGUGAAACAUCUAGGCAAUCUUACUGGAGAGGAAUUGUUAAAAGAAAUACCAGAUAUACAGAUUCCUAAUCUUGUUGAUGAUUGUAGUCCAUUUUAUGAUACUGGCAGCAAUGAUGCCUUCAGUACUGGUACUGAUUUCAGUGGAGAACCCUGGGAAUCCCCAAAUUACUCUGAUGAUUUGAUAAAUGGUGUGAUGAUAAAAAAUGAACCAUUAUCUCCAUCAAGUUCCUCCUGCUCUGACUUAUCCAGUGACUUGCCUUCUUUCAACUUGCAAUCCACUGAGUUUGAAGCAUUUAGUAAACCCUUUGAUAUGGGGUUAGAUUCUCCCCCUAUGACACCACCAAGAGAAGACCAGUGUAUAUCACCAUUAUCUACAACAUCACUGAUCACAGCCACCACUACCACAGUGCCAAAUAGUGUUACUGUAUUAUCCAAACCUGUCACAAGCCGACCACCUAUAUUGCCAAAACUAGAACCAGGUGUACCCACAAGAAAUGGAGUAAUACAAAUAACACAGCCUCAGACGAUAACAGUGAAGCAAGUACCAGUUACAGUGUCAUCACAGUCUAUUAUCGUAAGCCAAGGGAAUGCUGUGAACGCACUGCCACAAAAUGUAAAUGUUGUCAAUUACCAACCACCAGUGAAACAAAGUAAAUUAUGUACAGGAAGUAAUGGUGUUAGUGUUCCACUUACUACCGUACCACCAAACAACGUUGAUUUAAAAGCUUGGAAAAGACAGCAAAGAAUGAUAAAGAACAGAGAGUCAGCAUGCUUAUCAAGACGAAAAAAAAAAGAGUAUCUCCAAGGUUUAGAAGGUCAACUCCACGAAUCGGAAUCACAGAAUGAAAAACUUCGAACAGAAAAUGAACUUUUGAGGAAGCGGAUACUUGCACUACAGAGUGAAAAUGAAAAACUUAGGAAGUCACAAUCACCUCUUGCUCAAACCAACAAAAAAGCAGCAUGUUUACUUGCAGUAUUGUUUUUUAUGGCGGUUAAUAUUGCCCCCUUUAGUUUACUUAGUUCAAGCAUUGAAAAUACAUCAGAGUACCUCACAUCAAGUCAACAUGGAAGAGCACUGCUUUCAUUUGACGAUGAUGUAGUUCAUAACAUCUUAGUGAAAAACAACACAGUUAUUGGAGACAUCAUCAGGUUCAUUCCGGAAUUGACAAACGACAAUGGUAGUUAUUUUGACAUAGACAGGAAAGACCUGAUGGUUUUAAAGGAUCAACCAUCUCUUGGGGUCACUAAUAAAUUGGAACUGUGUCCUAUGUUUAACACGACGGAUACAUCCAGAUUGGUCGAUGAACUGACAGGAUGGGUGCAUGGCCAUGAAGCGAAGCAACAAGAGAAGUUACAACAAGAUAAAAAGGAUGAGAUUAGAGGAAAGUUGUUCAAAAAGAGACAAAAAUCAAAGCCUGUGAAAUCCCAAUCCAGACUAUCAAACCCCCCAUUGCCGGAGCCAGAUAGAUACGUAGAUGAAACAUCAUUACAAGUCUUUGAUUCAUUAUUUGAGAGAACUUAUACUAAUUUCUUAGAAGCAUUAAACAGAAGAGAUGACACUUUCUAUGUAGUGUCCUUCAGAAAGGAUCAUUUACUGCUUCCCGCUACAGCACAUAAUUCAACUCGCAGACCUAAAAUGACACUGAUAGUGCCAGCUAUUGGAAUGAAUGACACAGUUUUGAAAACUCCACAUCAACACUUCUCAAUGAUGCAGAUAGACUGUGAAGUAAUGAAUACUCGAGUGGUGCACGUGAAAAACGGCGACGAGACCACUGCAUUCCAUGAUGUCAAUAUUGAAGAACGUCACAAUAAUCACACAGACAGCAUGCUAACACAGAAAGGUGCCAAACUGCAACGAGACAGACCACGCAACAAAUCACCAUGAUAUUCAUAUUAUUGUUUUCAAGGGUUUGAAACGCACACAAUUUCAAGGUCAGAAU